Messenger RNA from Puccinia graminis f. sp. tritici CRL 75-36-700-3, 1296 nucleotides. RefSeq lists its product as uncharacterized. Lineage: Eukaryota; Fungi; Basidiomycota; Pucciniomycetes; Pucciniales; Pucciniaceae. Gene Ontology annotation, cellular component: PcG protein complex; transcription regulator complex. The transcript has 4 exons. The coding region runs from base 1 to 1296 and encodes 431 amino acids. Gene Ontology annotation, molecular function: RNA polymerase II cis-regulatory region sequence-specific DNA binding; DNA-binding transcription factor activity, RNA polymerase II-specific. Gene Ontology annotation, biological process: regulation of transcription by RNA polymerase II. The record is from RefSeq and is a predicted model, not a curated record.
AUGACUGAAUUCGAUGCCCCCCACUCAGAUCACCAUCACCAUCAUCAUCAACAACAGAGUCAUCAGGCCCAGACUCAAGAACAACAACCACUUCCUCAUCCACCACCCCCCUAUCUCGAACACCAACAGACCCUGCUUGUUGACUUCGAUCUCGACACUUAUCACCACCUAUUCACUCAGGACAUCCCCCACUCCUUCGAACUUGACUACUCUCAUCAGUUCAACAGUGAACACAUUAAUAAUAACUUAACUAUCAAUAAUAACAAUCAGGAUGAGAAUAGCCCCCCCUCAUUCCAACUACUCAACCCACUCCCUCCAGCCAACUCAUCCUCACUCUCUCUCUCAUCUACUACCUCCUCUAAUUCCAACCACUCUUCUUCCUCUGGCACAUCAGCUGGCCCUCCCAACCACCAGCCCAUCUGUCUAUCCUCUUCUCCCUCCUGGUCAUCACUCGACCAGCUCUUCCUAGCAUCUCUGCCCCAACACCCUCAAUCUAGCCCACUCUUCCCAAUCGACCUCAUCCCAAACCCAAGCUCAUUCGACCAAACUCACGACCAGCCCCUCAACCAGCUCAACAACCUUCCCGACUUCUCAUUCGAUACUCACCUCCAGGACUGGAAUCUCUCCUUCGACCCAACUCACCCUUCAUCCUCCGGAAACCCGCAUGAAUCUUGCAAUCAGUCCUGGCUCCGGCCCUCUGACUGUGUUGGAUUCUCCGAGAAUGAUUCUCAUCGGAUCGUACAGCCAAUGUUCCUACAGGAACAGGGCCCGUCGCUUUCCGAUCAGUAUCUCAAGCAGUCCAACCGACCAAGCGCUGAGGACGAAGAGUAUGGUGACGGACUCGCCCCUUCAAUCGAUCUUGAGCCCACCAAAUUUGUCUCGCCCUCCCCUGGGCAAAACACGCCAUACAUCCCGAUCUUGCCUAUGAAGCGGCUACGCUCAUCGCAUUCGCAAGCGGAGGAACAUGCGUCUUCCAUGGCCACAUCCGAUCUCAGCCCAGCGACCCACAAUCCUUCGGUAGCCGUCGAGCAGCUGAUCCAACCUGAUGGCCAAGCCUCCGCCAAUCAGACCUAUGAAGCCUCCAAGCCUAAACGCGCUAAAAAUCGGACCACUAGCUCGAGUUUGAAACCCCAUAUCUGUCCAGAAUGCGGGAAAUCAUUUCCGAGAUUGACCAGUUUGACACAACAUAAAAUCACGCACAAUGGAGAACGGCCAUUCCGGUGUGGCUUCGAGGGAUGUACGAAGAGCUUUACGACUAGUUCGAACUCUAAGCGACACUGGAAAACUCAUUUUUGA